GCUGUUAGUAAUUUAUUUGGUUUCGAGUGAUCAUGUUUUUAGUGGUGGCAGUUUCUUUGCUGCUGGCUGCUGUUGUGUUGAUCUCCUUGGUACUGCUUGGAAGACAUCAUUCUGCAGAUCCAGUGAGGAAGAUGCCUGGCCCAAAGACAAACCUUUUGUUUGGCAAUGUUUUGCAGCUGCCAAGACUACCGAAUGGUGAGUGAGACGAGCUAAUGACUCAUGAAGCAAAGCCAAUUAUUUUCUUGCCAUAUUUUUCCAUCCUCUGUGACCUAGCGGCCACAGACAUACGAAAAGAUGAAGUCUAUUUGUAAGGUUUGAAUUUUCUAAAUAGAAAGGUAAAAUAAAGACAGACUUCAAGCUCGCCUUGCAGCGCUCGACACAAGUCAAGUUACUUUCAUUUGCUAAUAGUUACUUUCUCAGUGGACUAGAAAUUACCAUUUUUUGCUUGCGAAAAGCCCAUUUAUAAUUUUCUUCAUCAAUCUUACUUUUGAUUACUGUUUUUAAAGCGUAAUGCGGAGUCUGUAUAUAAAAAUUUUGAAAUUUUUGGAAAUUAAUGCCUCAAGUAAUUGUUAGACUCAGGCCCGGGUCGCACUAGGGGAGAUUUUGUCAAUUAUCCGUUAAAGAAGGAUCAUUAUCUGUCAUCACAACACGUUUCCUUAUGCGAGUGGUGUUCCACAAAUUUCUAAAAUUUUGGAAGUUCUGCAGAAACUUCAGAGAUACUGAAGUGUAUGGUGGAGCAGACAGAUUUUGAAAAAAUAAAAAUAAAAACAAAAGACACAACUUCCGGAGCUGUCAAGGCCAUUCAUUUGAACUAGAUAUGACCUGCAGUUAAAUUGUUGAUGUUUUCCUUUUUCUAUGUACCGUUUUCCUCUUUACCAUGCACCAGGAUCAUUCCCAAUGCAAAAUGUUCCUUAUUUUCACCCUACACUGGCUGAACCGAUCAAGCAGGACCCAGGGGAAUUUUGUUUAAUUGAUCCAAUAGUUCAGCAAGUGUGGUUUGCGACAGCAAUAGCCUGACCAACUCUAGGUCAGCUGAAGGUUGGCGAGAAAAAGAUGAUCAAUAGCUGAGCUGAAGAGCAGAAAACACAACAUAAUAAAUGGCCACAAGAAGAAUGAAGGGCUGUAGUAAGCCUAUGGGUCGGGUUGUUGUAAUGAAUAUCAAACCAUGAUUGGGCUGGGCAAGGAAUGAUCCACACAGAUUCUAUGUAAAUGCCACCAUCUUCUUAGAAAAGCAACAUCCAGGAUUUACAUGUAUUCAUUUACCCAUCUCUAAUACAGGGUGAAAAAGGCAAACAUUUGUUACUGUUGCAUGUUGAUAAUUUAUAGACUGAAGCAGAAUGGCAAAAGCAAAGUAAAAGGCCUGAUCUGGGUUCAUGUUUAUCAAUGCCCAAUACCUACCAAAAAUGAAAUCUGAUCAACUGUGUUUAUUUUGACCUAUCUAUGUAUUUCAGCAGUGCAACCCAAAAAUGGUGUCACAUUUUUCAGCACUUCCGCUUUUGGUUUCAACUUUUCGAAAAUUUUUUGGCUGCAUAAUUUUUAGUUUGGGCUGUAGUGCAACAUGGGCCUUAGCAAAGACAUUCAACUUAUGCACAUCAGGCGUGAUCUGUUAGUACAGGUCAUCACUUGAGUUGCUUACAAUAUGGAAUAAAUAAAGUAAUACAAAUAAUCUUUUUCUUGAAGUAAUAAAAUUACUCAAGCCCUUUGGGCUAAGGAAAUUACUAUUUAAGAAACGAAUUGCAAGUGCUUAUUAAUUCUUAAUUUCAUGAAUAAAGUGAUGAUUACCUUAUUGAAUGAUAUCUAUGAGAAAAAAUUUUGGACAGCUUUUCAUAUUGAUGCACAAGAAAAUGAAGUGUGCAGAUCACCUGCAGAAAGUGUGAUUUGACUAUAGAUGUGUUUUCUUACUGUAACUCCUUAAUUUAUCAAUUUUUGUUUUAAUUGAUAGAUCUUGUGACGCAGAUAUUACAGUGGGUGUACGAGUAUCAUAAUGGGAUGUUUUGUCUGUGGCUUGGGCCAACAUACCCUUUUAUCUUCUUGUACAAACCUGAACUGGUGGAGGUUAGUGAGUUUUGAUAUGUUUUAUUUCUUGUUACAUACUCAUGUAAAAGAAAGGAAAUAAUUAAAACCACACAAAACAAAAAUGCAGAAAACAAUGUUUAUGCAAUAUUAUGUACAUGUAGAAUUAUGGCUUUUUUUUUUGUUUUUUUUUGAAAGGGUUAUGUGACUUUUUUUGCAAAAAAAAAAAACUGAAGAGAAAGAGGCAAGUUUUUUUGAGAAGGAAAUAACAGAGUGUAAAUGAUUAAUGCUAUGCACACAUUUUUCUCACUCUCGCUAAAGCCCAUAACUGGAAUACUGCCUUUAAGAUAAAAUGGUAGAGCUACAGGACAGGUGUAGCUCUAUGAUCACCAAAAACACAGAUUGACUAGUUAGUGAUUUCUGCCAUGCAACCAAGGAGGUUGCAGCCUUAACACCAUUGAUCUGAAGGAUAAUUAGGCCAUGUUUUUGUGCCAAAAAUUUUUCACCAGGUACUUUUUUCUUGUUUAUCUGUUGAUUCUUAGAGGAAAAUGUUUUGGGUUCAGAAAGACACGAGAAACAUGCCAUACUUUGUGAUCUGAGUAGUUUUUAAUAAUUCAGGUGAUAUUAUCCUUGUACAUGUCGUAUCCCAACUGCAGCUUGAAAAAAUUUGUCUCAGAAAUAAAGGGUGGUCAAAUAGUGGUGGCUCCCCAGGAUUUACUGUGUGUGAUUGAUUAAUGUUCUGCAAAAUCUCUUUUGCGCUGAUAAUAAGCUAGCGCUCGAAACAUCAGCCUUUGAAACUCAACUCAGUUGAUAAAACCAAGUUACUUGAUCUUAAUUGCUUUUUUUAAUUUAUUUGGUUUUGUUUUUAUAUUUACAGUACUGCCUUACUUUCUAGGUUGUUUUGCAUAGUUCCAAACAUAUCAGCAAGUCUGCAGAUUAUGACUUUUUACAUCCUUGGUUAGGAACAGGUCAGUUUAAACAAUUUAAAUUUCAGAUUACAUUUUACAUCACUGAUUUGGUUGAACAUAAUAUAUUUCUCAGUUGGGUACUCUGUCAAAGCUGGCCUCACUUUAAACCUCUUGUCUUGGUCAGUUUGGUCACAAAUUGCCUCAAAGGCUCAUUCUUUGCAUAUAGGCUUCAUGAACUAAUUUAGAAGCAUGUGGAAAUACUUCAUGAAAGGGAUUGUAUAUUUUUUCAUAUGUUUUCCUAAUACUUAGCUUUUCACUUGACUUUCACAUGCAUAUCGGAAAUUCAUCAGUGAGACAAGUGUGAAAAGUUUCUGAUGACUACACCAAGAUUCUACCAUGAUGAUGAUUAAAAGUGCAGGAGCACUCCUAGAUACACAUCUUCUUGACCAUGGUCAUGUUACAGUCCAGAGCCACUUUCUAGUUCUUGCAUUUUAUACUCUGAAAGUCUAGACAUAAAAUAAACAGGAAGUGCUGCGAUCUUUGUCUUUGUCCUUGUCUUGGCAGAUGUUUAUCAGUGUUAUCUCAUUUUCUCUUCUUUUCUUUUACAUAAAUGUUGUGAUUUAUUAUGGAUCAUUGAUGUUGUAUUUACCAAGGCCUGCUGACCAGGUAGGGUACAUUUUACACACCAACUUACUAUGAAGUGGUAGAAGAGUUUAAAUGAUAGCCAUAUUCAGAAGCCUGGGCAGGGUUGUUUUACUUUAAACUACAUGAUGUUAGCCCUUUACCUCCCAUAAAUGACUUAGAGAGAAUUUCUCCUUACAAUAUCAAUACAAUAUCAAGCAUAGAAGAGAUGAGAAUAAAGUAAAAUAUCAAUUAGGGGAUUAUUAGUCGAUCCAAUACCAAAUUCUCCAAAUUGAAAUCAGAAUCGUACAGCAGAUAGUAAGGAGAAGUACUAAUCAUAUCUUGGGAGUUAAAGAGUUAAUUACAACAUCUAUGUAAAUGUACAUGUCAUGCAUGGUCCUUGAGGAAUUUUGAUUUAAUUUGAUUUUAAGCUUCAAAGACAGUUAUCCUCUGUACCAUUAAAUUUCUAUAAACCCCAAAACAUGUUUUCCGCUUAAAAACAAAACAACAGCAAAAAGUUUCAAUAAAACCCAGCGUAAUUGCUUGCUACCCUUUGAAAAUUGAAUGGAUAAGUCCCCUCUUGUCAUUCCAUUGAUGAAAAGGAGAAAGGGAAAGAAUAUUUUACAUUUAUUUAAUUCCUUUCAUUUAAUAAAUGAAAUAUCCUGCAUGUGCUUGCACCUGUUAUUAUCUUUCAGUGAUGGAUCAAAAUGGAAGACAAGACGAAGGUUGAUCACUCCAACAUUUCACUUCAGCAUUUUGAAUACCUUCUUACAAGUUUUUGAAGAACAAUCAAAAAUACUGGUCUCAAACCUUGAGGUAACAGUUUGAAAAAGUCCAUAUUACACUGCAUACUGUAGAUAGUUGACAAGUUUUCAAACAUGCAAGCAUACACAAUGCAGUUAAUGCUAAUUAAAUGAGAAUAAAACACAAUAAUCAUAGUGCUUUAUAUAAUGACACAUAAAAAUAUCCUCUCAGAAGAUGCGAGGGAAGUAAAAAAGACAAAAUGAUUGAUUGAGAUAUGUUGUUUCUUUCUUAUAAAACUGUGUAGAAAAAUGUCAAGACAGGAACUUUCAACAUAAUGCCAUACAUUACUCUGUGUGCUCUGGAUAUUAUAUGCAGUAAGUACUCUGCACUAUUCAGUCACAAUGUGAUGAUGUUCAUGAUUUUUCUUGCAUUUGAUUAUAUUCCUUCUUUUCUCCAACAGCAGAUGUAUGUCUCUGCUAGCACAUCUCAGUGUAACCCCUAGUCCUAUUCAGAUACUUGUUGCUACUGUUUUACAUCUGUACAAAUGUAUAUCAAGGAAACUCAAUCUCAAUAGAGCUCUUUUUGAUUAAGUAUCAUAAUAAAGCAAAACCAUCAUAACACUUCAUAGAGCCAACUUAAAGUCAAAAGAUAAAGAGCCCUAAGCACUGGAAAACAUGGGUGACCAAAUUGUGACUGGGUUAAGUUUUGCAUCUGAUUUGUGCAGAGACAGGAUGGGGCAAGUUUCCUGGACCAAUUACAGACUAUAGAAAAGCAAAACCAAUGCAAUCCGUUUUUUUUAAACUCAAUUGAAAUAUGUACUAAAAAUGUUUCUACCAAAUCAAUUUUGUGACAAAUUCACUGUAAAUUGCACCAGUUUCAUUGACAAAUUUAUCUAUUGAUAAACUUAACCCUCUACACAUAAGUAUCAGUAUGCAUAUUCUCCAUACUGUUCUCUAAACAGCUCCCAUGUCACUGACAAGGAGAAUUUGGUUGACAAUCAGAGUUCACUCUGAUGACAUUCAUAACUAUAUUUCCAUGGCUUUGAUGUUUGAGUCAGCAGUGAUAUUGUUACAAGAAACAAGAUUCUUUUCACUUUUAAGGGUUAAAGGGUGAGAGAAUCUGAACAUGGGCCAUCUUGUAGCCAAGUUAAUGUGUCACAAUUUUCAUAAUAUUAUGACACAAGCCACAAUGAAUCACAAAUCACAAUAAGUCACAAGUUGCAAUAAGGGAAAAGUCAAUAGUCUCAGUUUAUAAUUUAUGAUGUAUACAUACAUGUAGUACAUGCACAUGUAUGUAUCUCUGUGGACCUGUAAUUUGUCCAUUGCUUUCAACCCGACUCUGGUCAAGAUUUGUUUUCAAGCACUCACAUGAUGAUUUGAAAUCCUCUCUUACUUCGCUUUUAACAGUUACCUCCAUGGACUCCUCACCAAAUGCACAGGGAGAUACCAAUUCUCCAUAUGUCAAGGCAGUUGGAAGGUAACUGCAUGUUUCUAACUCAAAUGAAGACGAAUUUAGUCCAUUGAGUAGUAAUUGACAAGGGGGAAUUGUUAUGGAAGAUUGUUAUACUGUAAUAACUUAGCAAAGCAAUCUUUUCAACCAUCAUUUUCAGUGAAAACUUUUCCCACAAAAAUAUCCCCGCAUGAAAUACUGGUGUCCCGAAGAAUGUCGUCCUCAAAUUAUCUACAUUGCCAAAUUUUGCCUUUGAGAAAUAUUUAUUUCAUUAGAUUUCAUGUUCAAACCCUGGCAGUCCAAGAAAGGAUGCUCAAUUUCUUUUUUCGUAGAUGCUCUGUUAUAGUCAAACUUUUGGAGGAUUUCUUUGCACUGUAAACAUUAUUUCAUGUUGCCUUUCCUUUUGAUCUUAAAUCGUUAUCUGUCUUUUUUUCACUAUGUUAGAGUGAAGCAUGAAAACUUUGUUUCAUGUUGCCUUUGCUUUUGAUCUAGAAUCGCUAUUUGCCUUUUUUUCCCAUGUUAGAGUGAAGCAUGAGAGAUCUAACCUCUUAGCCUCCAAAAUGAAUGAAGAUAAAAAGAAGGUUAACGUUGAUGUUUGAUAUUAAACCUAUGAAUUAAUUCUAGGAUAACUGAGUUGAUUCAGAAGCGACAGAGGUCUCCAUGGCUCUGGCCUGACAUUGUAUACUUUUUGACGCCAUCAGGGAGGGAACACAAUCAUUGUCUUAAGAUUCUUCAUGGUUUUACCAACAAGGUGCGAAUUCCAAUGCGUAAAAAUUUUCUCCUAAGCUGAAAGCUUUAGUUAAUUAUGUUAACGUAGUUUUGUUCUUCGAGAUGGACAUAAUCCUCUAACUGCUACUUAUCUGAUUCGUAAGGGAAACAACAAACAAAACAAAACAUAAACAACGACAACAGUGAAUGAAAAGUUGAAAACAAAGUGAAACAACAAUUGAAAGAAAACAAAGCAAUUUCACGACUAGGCUAAGAAAGUUUUCGCAACAAAAAGACAGUGAAAGUUAGUGAAGCUCUUUAAGGCGUCUUCAAUUCUACCGUUUAUAACGGUGUUGUCUCUGUGGUAACGACACAAAACCACCAGGUCAUCGAUGAGCGAAUCGCUGAUAGAGCAGCCAAAAAAAAUGAUCUUCAAACCGAAGAAAAUGACACCGAGCAGGGAGAGGAAGGUGAAUUUAAAAGGAAGAGGCGUUUAGCUUUCCUUGAUUUGUUACUGGAGGCCUACGAUAAAGGAGAGAUAUCACGAGAGGGCAUCAGAGAAGAAGUGGAUACGUUCAUGUUUGAGGUUAGUGUCGCUUUUAAAGGUUUUGGAACGAUGUUUUUGAAACUUUCUUUGAAUGUUCUCUACUUAUGUCUGUUUCGAAAACUUCAGUAACAAAGACAGAUCACUUUGCUCAAUUGCUUAAGUGUUUCCUUCGUACAUUGAUUGGGUACAGGUUCGCAAGGAGUUAUGAUUCAUUCACAACUUCUCUCAAGUAUUCUGUGAACGUCUAGUUUCGGCAAGGAUGAUCGACCUACGCGCCUUUUUACGUCCAGUGAGCUUGCCGGCAAGAAAAGACGCCAUGUCCGGCAAUGUUACCAAUCACGCCUAAUUAUGUGAUGUUUUGCGCAGUCCAAAAUGCACAGUGCAAUAUUAAGGAACCAUCAAGUAACACUGUACCCAUUAGCCUAGGUGUAACCGUACCAUCCCCCGAUGGUGCCUCGCCUCCGUUUCACCGUGGUGGGGGGAGUAUACGGCUACACGUAGGCUAUGUACCCAUCUGCUGCCCCUUGCAGUUUGUCAGUUUGUCUUUUCAUUUUUCCUUUACCCAUUUAUACUCUUAGCGAAUGAGGGUUAAUGUCAGUGAUGGUGUAGUUUAAGGUCAUUAUCCAUCCCUUGUCCUGUCUCCAACUGCGAUCGUUCUGAGACUUGAAUAAAGGGCGCUUUUGCUUUUUCAAGUUGAAUAACGCGGUUGUAUAUCAGUCAGCUGGUGGUAAUUCAAAUAUCAAGUUCCUAAUCUGAGUCUUAUCAGGCUUAUUUAGUGACAAGAGCUAUUUUUUGUGGCAAACUCUAAGUCAGGGAAUUUCAUAACAAUUCGGGCGAUUCUGGGAAGCAGGUUAGAGUGAUACUCUGGUAACCCAAUCCUGGAGCUACAUGGGAUUAUCUUUGUUAUUUUCAGGGCCACGAUACCACAGCCGCCGGACUAACUUGGGCUCUCUAUCUGCUCGCCCGCCAUCCUCAUGUACAGCAGCAAGUGCACGAAGAAGUAGAUAAAUUUUUCGGUGAGUGUCUCGUCUACGAUGUUCAAGGGCACUUUGCACGUAGUCCUUUCAGCCGAUUCGUUUUCGUUUUGUUUACAUUAGAACAACAAAGUGCAAAUUAACUUAUGAUAUCCAUGCAAUGGAGAAAAUUUUGUUCAUGCUCCAUCUUGAUUUUUCUUUCAAAUGCACCGUGACCAUACGCGACUUUGUCAAUACUGGCGUCCGAAUGAACGCUGGGAUUAGCAAACCCAUUACCAGUCCUUCAUGGGGCAAUAUGUUCGCGCGGCUACGAUCUUUGUUAAUGUAGAGUCUCGAAGAGCUUCGCAAAAGUGUUUGUAAACCUUUGCUCGUUCCGUAUUAUUGUGUCUCGAUUGAUUUUUCUUUUAAAUUGUGUGUCAUUACCAGAUUAUGUUCCUGUCUUGUUUUGUUUACUUAUUCAUGAGUGAUUCAAACUUCACGAUUAGAUAAUGACCACUAUAAUAUUUAAACAUUUUAGAGCAGCGGCCAGAAACCCUCACGAUAGAGGAUCUGAAGGAUUUGCGUUACUUGGAAUGUGUUGUUAAGGUAUGGUAACCACAACGUUACAUUUCUGUGGCUCGGAUUUUAACACCAUACGUAUAGGGGUAGGGACGGGGGACGUAUCUUAGUGAAGUGGUGAAGUGGUUAUUUGAGGUUCGGCUCAGUUUGGUUUAAACAAGUUUUCAAGGCUAGAGAGGCCUAUUUUUUUUACAUGAAUGUGAUAGAAUAGCAACUACACCCGCCAUCUAUGAGGAGUUUUCAUUUUAUACUUUAACUAUAUAAGUAGAUAGCGUUCGCUGCCUAACUGCUACAUGUUGAUCUACUCUUCUCAAUAUGGUGAUUUACAAACUGAGUGCAUUUAAAUACUGCACUCUUUGGUUUAGGAGGCCCAGCGCAUGUUCCCAUCUGUGCCCUUCAUUGCAAGGACGACGACUGAAGACUGUCACCUGGGUAUGUAUUUACGUUCAUGGGAGGGUUGGUUAUGAGUUAACAGCGCAGUCCUGAGAUAAUAAGCUGUCAACGUCUAUUUGUUCGUUUUCUUGUUCGUUUCACUUUGUUGUUGUUUUUGUGCCCUGUCUUGCUUUCGUUUGAUUUUGGUAUGUGUUUGUUUGUUUGUUUUUUUUGUUCGUUUGUUUUAUUCGUGUAGGUUGUUUUUCCUUCAGCGUUUCGAUAUUUAGAUAUUUGUGUUGUUAUUGUUUAUUUGUUUGUUUGUUGAUGGUCGGUUGUUAUAUUUGGAGAAUAACGUGGGUAAGUUUCAAAAGAAACUGUGGUGCUGCAUCGGUAGGGGAGUGUAACAAGAUAAUUUGGCUUUAUUUUUUUUUACGUUAUUGUUGGGAACACCGAUGAAUCCAUUAUCAUAGAUGUGUUCUUAAUGAUGACGUGACAAAGGUGUUUGUGCUAUCCUUAUUUUGUAAAGUUCUAGGGAAGGGUUUAAUCUGUUUGAAAAACGUCAAGUAAAACACGCCCACUUGCCUUGCAGAUGGUUACUUGGCUCCAAAAGGUACUGCUCUUGGAGUUUGUACAAUCGGACUCCACAGAAACCCAAAGGUGUGGGAAGCGCCGCUCGAGUUUAACCCGGAUCGUUUUCUUCCUGAGAACAGCCAAGGACGCCAUCCAUAUUCAUUUGUUCCUUUCUCUGCUGGGCCACGGAACUGCAUCGGUAGGUUUUGCUAGGUUUUAUGCAUGCGAAGUUUUAAGCUGGGCCUAAAUUUAGAUAGCAACGCAGGCAGAAACGAAAGAGGGAAAGCCUCUGUUACACCAUGGAAGCUGAAAAAAGCGCGACCAAUCACAAUGACACAAUUCUGUCGCAGAGACAAAAAUGUUCUCUGAUUCCUUGCAGCGAGUUGACUCCGCAAUUUGUCUCCUUGACUUUUUGUUCUUGUUUUUAUUGUUGAAGGGGCGUGUUGUAGCACAGGUAUUCCCAGCUCAUGUUUUGAGAAGAGGGAAAAAUGAUCAUCUACUUAUUCCUUAAAGCGUUACGGUGUUUUAUGAUUCUAAAGUGACUUUUUAGAUUACUCUUUUCUUGGUAUUGAAACCGUUGGUAUUGAGAAUCUGAACAUGUGAGACCCGUUUCUGAUACUUGAAUUUAUACAGCAGAAGCUCAAAGAAAAAAGAAAUAUAGUUUGUUCAGUCUUUUUUUAUUUUGUUUUGUUUUUCUUUUUUUUCACUGCCUUAUCUUACUUUGUCCGUUAACCUGUCUUUUGUCCUUCCCCUAUAGGUCAGCGGUUCGCUCUUCACGAGGAGAAACUUGUCUUGGCUCACGUGUUGCGUAAUUUUACCCUCGACUCCACUCAGACCUUUGAUGAACUCCAGACAUGCGGAGAAAUUAUAACCAGACCAAAGAAUGGAAUAUUCGUCUCUUUAGCCAAACGAUGAUAAGAUAUAGAGGAUGUUACAUGGCCGCGCGGAGAUACGAAAGUUCUCUUCGAUUGUUGAAAAAUAUUUCACGAGAAAGCGAAACCAAAUGUUUUGUUAACACGAGAAGAGAAAUUUAGUAUCUCCAAGCGGCCAUGUAAUAUUCUAUUUAUCAUUUAAACACAAAUGAAAUACUAAAUCAUUUUACUUUAAUAUUUUCAAGGAGCGAUUUUACAUACUUUAAUUUCUCCUAACGCUCUCAGUUUAGCCUGCGUUGCUGGCGGUCUGCGGUUUUGGGGACGUAGAGAAAAAUGUUUUUCAUUUUUCUCUCCGCCUCGAAAACCGCAGACCGCCAGCAACGCAGGCUGCUCUCAGUCUCGAUUUAUUUCCCCCACCCAAUGUAUGCAGUGCUUUCUUUCAUAUAUAUAGAGAAAGCAAAAAAAUGAAGUUUAAUAUAAUUUUAAUGAAGACAAAUUUGAUAGUUUCGGCUUCCCUCGAAGAUGAUGAAAUUUUUUAAAGCGAAAAGGCAUUGAAGGCGUUAACCCAUUGAAUCUUAAAAGUGACUCGCAUCUAAUUAUGUAACGCCACUGAAUCACACAGUCAAGUAACGGGAAUAAAGGAAAUGAUCACCAACUAAAGCAGUUCUUGAUUGUCAUACUUAGUCUCGUUGUCCACAUCUUAGGAAAUACAUUGAAAACAGUAUGGAGAAUAUGCAUACUGAUUUUUGGGUGUAGAGGAUUUACAGCACUGACAUUUUAACAAGUUAUUACGGCGCGGUCGCUUGUCCUCUAAACAUUAGUAUAAUGUCUUUCAAGAUUAAAAGAAAUAGGUUUUAGGAAUGUACAUGGAUCUUAGGUGGGAUUGGGGAAGGUUGGUUUGUGGGAAGGGGGACAUGCUGGCAGGAAACAUUUACAUCUACAAUUGCUGGAUGGCUGACGAGCAGAUUCUAAACAGCUUCAGCAAUUGUGUCAGCCAUUUGCCUAGACAGUGUUUUUAAUACCUUAACCUUCACUUUUCGUUAAGAAUAGUAAAGAAGGGUAGAUGCAAAUCUAAAUGAGAAAUAAGACAACUCUUAUAAUAAGCUAU
Molecule: messenger RNA, 11444 nt
Organism: Pocillopora meandrina
Lineage: Eukaryota; Metazoa; Cnidaria; Anthozoa; Scleractinia; Pocilloporidae
Source: the annotation of a GenBank genome assembly